Messenger RNA from Aspergillus wentii DTO 134E9, 1098 nucleotides. Its product is annotated as tetratricopeptide repeat protein. The record is from RefSeq and is a predicted model, not a curated record. Gene Ontology annotation, molecular function: protein binding. Bases 1 to 1098 code for a protein of 365 amino acids. The transcript has 4 exons. Lineage: Eukaryota; Fungi; Ascomycota; Eurotiomycetes; Eurotiales; Aspergillaceae.
AUGCCUCUACGAGAGAUCAUUCAGAAAAGGGAUCAUAUCAGUGAGACAGAUAGCCAGUAUGCGGCGACUGGUGUGCCUCCUGCCUCCGUGAACACUGUGCCUGAAAUCAGAUUCGUGCGAUCCGACACAUAUUCCCACGAGAUCAUCAACCCGCCGAGCUAUCAUGAUGGCCAGGUUAACUUCCAACAGCACAAUGACUUUCUAAACCCAGCACCACCUUCACCAACCUCGCCGCCCUCGCACCGAAAGUCACUGAACAUUUUCCGUCGAUCCUCGAAAAUCCCGCCCGGAGCACCAGCAGCGCUGGCUGCCCCCCAACCGAAAGAACGUCGACUAUCGCAAUUGCUGCAUUUUGACCGAGGAAGCUCCCGACGUUCCAGCGCGCUCUCCAUCAACGUUCCCACAGACCUUCCACAGAUAGACGAUGGCAAUGAUAAUGAGCAGGAAAGGGAAGCACAAUGGGAGAAAAGAGCAACUAUGUUGGUGCAAAGCCCACAAUUCAGGUCUCCUGCGUCACCAAGUCCUUCUUAUGGGAGCAAUCUUUCGCCAUCUGGUGAGCGAUCGCGUUCGAGGAGUUCCAGUGCAAGCCGGUUCAAUGCACCAGAAGAAGAUGUCAAUAUCCAAGAGGCUAUUCGGCUCCAUGAAAGUGGAAGCUUAGAACAGUCGACAGAAAUGUUUGGUCGCUUAGCUGACCCGAAUGGGGCAAACAAUGCACUGAGCCAAGUGCUUUACGGACUCGCGCUUAGACAUGGAUGGGGAUGCACCAAAGAUCCAGAACAAGCCAUAACAUACCUUUCGGCCGCCGCCUCGAAUUCGGCCUCGAUAGAAUCCGAAGCUCUUCGAGCGGGCAUCAAGAAGGGUGGUUCCGCUAAGGGGGAACUUGUGCUUGCCAUCUUUGAAUUGGCCAACUGUUUCCGCAAUGGGUGGGGUGUAGCAAAAGACCCGGCAGCAGCUCGGCAAUACUUCGAAACAGCAGCAAACUUGGGUGAUACAGAUGCCAUGAACGAGGCUGCAUGGUGCUAUCUGGAGGGGUUCGGGGGAAAGAAGAACAAGGUGGGUCUCUCAUUCUUUUUGCAUUCUGCCUCGCCUUCGACCUGA